AAGAUAAUCGUCAAACGAGGAAAAUGAAGAUAACGGACAAGCAGAAGCAAACCAUUCUUAACCUUGGACGCUGCUGAGAUACUCUUCUUCAUCUCAACAUUCAAAUUACUACAUAGUAGAUGCCAUAGAACUCCAUUGAUACAUUAUUAUUCAUCUUUAUUAGCUUAUGGGCACUUUAAAUGGCUGCAGCAACCUUAUCACUCUUAAUUUUAGAACCACCAUUAAUGGUGUUCCUUCAUUAUCUUCCUCAACACACAAGAAACCCUCAUUUAGUAAUCAAAGAUUUGGUAUGAAGUCAAUUACUUGUUAUUUGUGUCAAAAGAGUUACAGGAGAGAGUUGUCAAGUACACUUAAAAAUGGGGGUUUGUUCCAUAGAUUAGUGUGUUUCAGUAGAGGUAGCGAUGAGGACGGUGAUUGUGGAAGUUCGUCGAGUGAUUUCAAUUUGGCGACGAAAGAGAAAGAGAAAGAGAUAAUUGUGGAAGAUAAUGAGAAUAUUGUUGAUGAUUUAAGGUCUGAAAGUAAGCAGCCCAGUUCCUUUUCGUCUUCUUCUUCUUCUUCUUCUUCUUCUUCAGGGCCACCGCCAGUUUCUCCUGUGGGAACACCAUACAACAAUUUCCAAGUUGAUUCUUUUAAAUUAAUGGAACUUCUAGGACCCGAAAAGGUUGAUCCCGCUGACGUGAAGCUGAUUAAGGACAAACUAUUUGGAUAUUCUACCUUCUGGGUGACAAAAGAAGAGCCAUUUGGUGAUCUUGGUGAAGGAAUUCUUUUUCUAGGGAACUUAAGGGGGAAAAGAGAGGAAGUGUUUGAGAAACUCCAAAAGCAGCUAGCCGAACUCAUGGGUGACAAAUAUAAUCUUUUUAUGGUUGAGGAACCCAAUUCUGAGGGUCUUGAUCCUCGUGGUGGACCUCGUGUUAGUUUUGGUAUGUUAAGAAAAGAAGUUUCCGAACCUGGGCCUACAACACUUUGGCAGUAUGUAAUUGCUCUACUUUUGUUCCUCCUAACCGUUGGUUCCUCUGUUGAGCUAGGGAUUGCAUCUCAGAUUGAUCGUCUUCCUCCAGAGUUGGUGAAGUACUUCACAGACCCUGAUGCGAUUGAACCUCCAGAUAUGCAAUUGUUGUUCCCAUUUGUGGAAGCUGCUCUGCCUCUGGCUUAUGGGAUCUUGGGAGUUCAGUUGUUUCAUGAAAUUGGGCAUUUUCUGGCAGCUUUCCCCAAAAAUGUGAAGCUUAGUAUUCCUUUUUUUAUUCCGAACAUAACUCUUGGUAGCUUUGGAGCCAUCACACAGUUCAAGUCUAUCAUUCCAGAUAGAAAAACUCAAGUUGACAUCUCGUUGGCUGGUCCCUUUGCUGGUGCUACACUCUCUUUUUCCAUGUUUGCUGUUGGCCUGCUGUUAUCUUCACAUCCCAAUGUCUCAGGAGAUUUUGUGCAAGUGCCUAGCACGCUCUUUCAAGGUUCUCUGCUUCUUGGACUCAUAAGUCGAGCCACGCUUGGUUAUACAGCCAUGCAUGCUGCCUCAGUUUCAAUUCACCCACUUGUAAUAGCUGGCUGGUGUGGUUUGACCAGCACAGCUUUCAACUUGCUUCCAGUUGGGUGCCUCGAUGGUGGGAGAGCAAUUCAGGGAGCUUUCGGGAAAAAUGCACUAAUCGCUUUUGGCUUGACGACCUACACAUUGCUCGGAUUAGGCGUGCUAGGUGGACCAUUAUCCCUACCGUGGGGGCUAUACGUACUCAUUUGUCAGAGAACUCCGGAAAAGCCAUGUUUAAACGAUGUGACAGAGGUCGGAACUUGGAGGAAAUCUGUGUUAAUAGGUGCUAUCUUUCUGGUGGUAUUGACAUUACUCCCUGUUUGGGAUGAACUAGCUGAGGAACUUGGUAUAGGCCUUGUCACCACUUAUUGAUCAUGUGCAAUGCAAAUGUUUAUGCAGUGUUUCAUUCAUAGAUGUAUAGAUAAUGAGAGCUGCCAGCUCAAUGAUGCCCCAAAAUGUUGUGAUUUCGUUGCGUAUUUUUCAUUUUCGAGCGUUAAAUUUCCUUUUAUC
Molecule: messenger RNA, 2032 nt
Organism: Amaranthus tricolor (Joseph's coat)
Lineage: Eukaryota; Viridiplantae; Streptophyta; Magnoliopsida; Caryophyllales; Amaranthaceae
Product: probable zinc metalloprotease EGY1, chloroplastic
Exons: 10
Coding region: 167-1894 (575 amino acids)
Biological process (GO): proteolysis
Source: RefSeq, a predicted model, not a curated record